Xenopus laevis (African clawed frog) is the source of this 2396-nucleotide messenger RNA. Its product is annotated as probable protein S-acyltransferase 23. NCBI's taxonomy places the organism in Eukaryota, Metazoa, Chordata, Amphibia, Anura, Pipidae. The coding region runs from base 186 to 1886 and encodes 566 amino acids. The transcript is spliced from 10 exons. The record is from RefSeq and is a predicted model, not a curated record.
GUGAUGUGUCUCCCUGGGAGACAAAAGUGCUUCCAACACUGACACCUUGUGUGGUGGAGCUGCCAUUCAGAUUCCCAAGCAGCACAUGCUAAGUCUAUCUGUAAGUUCUAUCUGUAAGUUUCACAGAAAAGAGCAGCUGAGGGCAGAGGCAGAGAGAGGGGCUGUUCCCAGACAGGAGGAGGGAGAUGAUACAAUCUGCGUCUCGUCCUCUCUUCAGGCUUAGCCGGUACAGCACUGUCCCAGCAGGAGCCAGUGAUUCCCUGCAGCACAUGAUGGCCAAGGACUGGGCUGGUGGAACAGGAGGAGUGCUGGCCCCCCGGCACAUGAAGCCCACAAGCUGUGAAGCCACCACUUCUGAUGUCAAGUGUAUGACCCACAUCUGCAAUUGGCAGAUCUUUCACGCUGUAAAAGAAGGAAAUAUAAAGAAAUGCCAGCAUAUACUUGAGACAGAAAGCUGCGCUGUCCUGGAGUGUUACGAUGAAAAGGGGCACACCCCUGUACAUUGGGCUGCUCUUACAGGAUCUAUUGAACUGAUGGAGUUCUUUGUGGAUUGUAAAGGACCUGUGGAUACACCAAGCCAGGCUGAGUUGGGGCAGCGCCCCAUUCACUGGGCUGCUGUCAGUGGCUCUGUUGCUGUUGUAGACAUUCUUCUGAAAGCAGGUGUAUCACUGGAUGUAGAAGAUAAGAAGGGCUGCACUCCUUUAAUUACAGCGGCUCAGUAUGGACAAACAGCAUUGUGUUGCUUUCUAAUAGGAAAAGGCGCAAAGAUCAACUUGUGUGAUUCUGAGGGAGACAACGCCUUGCACUGGGCAGCAUUUAAGGGUCACUGUGAAUUGGCUCACCUACUUAUAUACUCUGGCUGCAAUCCACGGCAGACAGAUAAUUUUGGGCAGACCCCUUUGCACUUGGCUGUAUUAAGUGGAAAUCUUCCAACAGUCCAACUAUUAUGUGAACAAGAUAAUGUUGAUUUAGAAGGUGAAGACAACAACAGAAAUACCCCCUUGAAGCUGGCUAACGGACGAAAGUCCAGGGAAAUUGCCUCGUUUUUACAAAGCACAAUUGUGCAAUCAAAAAAGCUUCAUGCUAAAUUUAACUGGAGUACAUGGCUAUUUGGUCGCCCAGGUAAAUCAAAAGGACCCAUCUUAUUCUUUUAUGGAAAUUUAUUCCUUUGGGGAUAUCCCACUUAUUUCUUUAAGAUUGUGCCUGUUUCAUAUUAUGCUCUCUGGGAGCUGCAUAUUAUGUUCCUGCUGUGUAAUGCACUGAUGUGGGCUUUCUUCUUAAAAGCUUCCUAUAUGGACCCUGGUUUCCUUCCUCGGGAUACAGAAGACUAUAAAUACGCUGUUAAGCAGGCUGUACAUUUUAAUGAUUGGAAAGAUGGCAAAAACCCUUUGAGCAGACUGUGUCAUACUUGUCAUCUUGUGAAGCCACUACGUUCCAAGCACUGUCGCGUCACAAAUCGAUGUGUGUCCCACUUUGACCACUAUUGUCCUUACAUCUACAAUGAUGUUGGAAAGCAGAACAGAGCAUUCUUUGUAGGAUUCCUGGCCACCAUGUGCAUGUGCUGUUUCAUUGGAGUCUAUCUGUGUUGGGAUUGCUUCUACAUUGUUGGAAAUAGCAUCUUGAUUGGAAUGGGCUUCCUCUUUCUUUCUAUUAUUGGUACUAUUUCAGCUCUCAUGACUGUGAUGUGUCUUUACAUGGCUCUUGUAAACAUCACAACCAAUGAGAGGAUAAAUGUGAAAAAAUACACAUACCUGAAAGACGACAGGGGCCACUUUAGGAAUCCAUUUGAUCGCGGACUCUAUCUCAACUUCUUGGAAUUUAUUGACCUUGUGGCGCCUCUUUCUGAAGAUUACAUCCAAAAAAAACAUCUGAGAUUCGAUAUUUAAAAAAGGAGGAGUAUGAAAAUGAGGAACUUCGGACAUGAAUUUGUGGAAAACUAGACUUAUUUUUUGUAUAUGUUCUGUAUAUUUGUAAUAUGAAUUGAAAAAUACAUUAUUUUAUAAGGAAAUGGGUAUAAGGAAUGCUUAUUUUCCCUUUCUCUCUGAAGGUAAGUUCUGUCCAACUAGUGUUUUUUUUAUCUGCUAUUCUAUAUUCUUGGGUUCAACAAUAUGAUCUUGGAAACCCAGGACUGGACACAAAAAAUGUUGGAAGUCAUAAUCCAGUCAUAGAUUUCUUGCUUGACACAAUAUUAUCACCAAUUAUAGCUAAUAGUCUGACUCAGAUAUUAUGAACUUAAAUCACUGAUUAUUACAGCCAUGCCUUCUAUGGAGUACAACAUUCAGGAGCUGGAAUGUGGCAUUGCCUUAGCAAAGCCAAGGAAAGGAUGAUGGUUCCUAUUCAAAAGUGCAUGGCAUUAUCUUUAUUAUUAUCUCUAAUAAAUACAUUGCAUGUAUACA